GCUCGCGGCGCGCGUCUUCUCGAUGGCGCCAAACGGCGAGCUCGAGCUCCUCUCCUUCGGCGCGCGCGACGUGUGGCACCGAGGGCCGGACCCGCCGUGCUUGCGCCCGGACGGCAUCACGGAUGAGAGAGGAACACCCCGGGGACUUGUGGGACCUCCCCGUAGGUACCUGCGCCCGGACGACGUCAGGGACAACUGGGACGUGCCGGCCGGUGGCGCAGGGGAGGUGGUGGUGCGGAUGGCGGCCCUCUGCACCGACGUGCCCGCCGGCAACGCCGUCGCCCUCGGCCUCUCCUUGUACGACCCGACCCGCGCCGCCGCAAACAGCGACGUGGCAUUGCGCGUGGACGUCGGCUGCUGCGGCGCGAGCGCGCUGUGGCUGCCCGUCGUGGGGGCGAGCGGAGGAGCGGCACUUUGAGGAUUCCAUGAGUAUGUUGCGCGGCGGCGCGGGCCGCCGGCGCGCCCCCGCCCCUCCAACUUGGUCUUGGAACUUCGUGUUCGGGGCCGCAGAGAGAACUUUAGUGGUAGAGCGCGCAUCUUCAAUCUAGAGACUAGAGAGACAAGGAGGCCAUUUUACACGUGGACGUCAUUGCUCUGACACACACAAUCCGAAAUUCGGAGGCGACCGCAAACCUGAAACGGAUGCGCGUUCGUGCAUGGUCCAUGGUGAAGGCAUUCUCUGACCUUUUGUUGUAACUCGAGCGGCAAUGCUG
Messenger RNA from Emiliania huxleyi CCMP1516, 713 nucleotides. RefSeq lists its product as hypothetical. The record is from RefSeq and is a predicted model, not a curated record. The coding region runs from base 123 to 548 and encodes 141 amino acids. NCBI's taxonomy places the organism in Eukaryota, Haptophyta, Isochrysidales, Noelaerhabdaceae. The transcript is spliced from 3 exons.